AUGUUAUUUAAAUUUUGUAGAAGUAUCCUUUAUCAUACAAAGAGAAAUAUUUCUUCAUUAAAAUCUGACACAAUUUUUGCUUUAUCAUCUGGUCAUGGCAAGUGUGGUGUUGCAGUAAUUCGGAUAUCUGGUUCAAAUUCUGAAACAGCCCUGAAAUUAAUGACUGGUUUAUCAUCAACUCCAAAGCCAAGAACAGCUAUUUUAAAAAGUAUUAGGAACCCUAUAAAUAGAGAAGUGAUAGACAAAGGGUUGGUAUUGUGGUUUCCAGGACCAAAAAGUUUUACUGGUGAGGACAGUGUGGAAUUCCAAGUUCAUGGAGGUGUUGCAAUUAUCAAUGCUGUCCUAGAAUCAUUGGGAACAAUUUCCAAUUUGAGAUUGGCUGAACCAGGAGAAUUUACUAGAAGAGCUUUUCUUAAUGGAAAAUUAGAUCUCACCGAAGUAGAGGGUUUGGCAGAUUUGCUUCAAGCUGAAACUGAAGCCCAAAGAAAGCAGGCAUACCUACAAUCACAAGGAUCGUUGAGCAAACUCUACAACAAAUGGAUGACGACUCUCAUUCGCAAUGUAGCCCAUGUAGAAGCCCACAUAGAUUUCGAUGAAACAGAAACGAUGGACUUUGGCAUAAUUGACGCAGUUAAACAUGAUAUUCAAAAGUUGGCUAAAAAUAUUGAGACACAUUUAGCUGAUGGAAGGAAAGGGGAAAUUUUACGUUGUGGUGUAAGAACAAUCAUUUUGGGAGAGCCGAAUGUUGGGAAAAGUAGCCUUCUGAACUUGCUAUGUCAUCGUCCAGCGGCGAUAGUCACCCCUAUCGAAGGCACCACCCGCGACAUUCUAGAAGUAACUUUAAACAUCGGUGGCUACCCCCUGGUAUUGGCAGAUACGGCUGGCCUUAGGUCAGAUUCGAUAGACGUCGUCGAAAGAGAGGGAAUUAGUCGAGCUCUACAACUAUACGAAAAGUCUGAUCUUGUAAUUUUAGUUGUUGAUUCGGAGAGAUAUUUGCGUUGGAAAAACGAUCAUGCAGAUAGAAAUUUUAAAGACUACCUUGUAGAUUAUUUAGAAAAGCUGAAAUUAUCGGAUCUUCUUAAAAGUUCAAACACGUGCGAUAUACGUUUUAAUAAAAAAUGCAUAUUAGUUUUUAAUAAAGCUGAUCUCUGUGCAGAACAUAUUGAUAUUGACACGCAGACCUGUGUAAGCAUUUCCUGUAUUACUGAAUAUGGUGUUCCUACGCUAAUAAAAAGUAUUUCGAUGCAUUUAAAAGACUUAUGUGGAGAACCAACCGCUGAACAUCCCAGUAUGAACCAAAUUAGACAUCGACAGCAUCUUACUGAUUGCUUGAAACAUUUAAGGUUAUUUAUUGAGAGUAGUGAUAAUCAUAAUCACGAUUUAGUCAUAAUGGCCGAACAUCUAAGAAGAGCAUUAAAACAUUUAGGAAAACUAUUAGGGAAAGUAACGACAGAGGAUUUAUUAGAUGUGAUUUUUAAAGAUUUUUGUAUUGGUAAAUAAUGUGUCUGAUUAA
This is a messenger RNA of Diabrotica balteata, 1513 nucleotides long. NCBI's taxonomy places the organism in Eukaryota, Metazoa, Arthropoda, Insecta, Coleoptera, Chrysomelidae. The record is from the annotation of a GenBank genome assembly.